GUGUUCUACUCGUAUGGUGUUGGCUUUGGUGCACUCAUUGCUCUUGGAUCUCACAAUAAAUUCAAUCACAAUUGCUUCAGGGACGCGUUCAUAAUGUGCGUCAUCAAUGGCUGUACAUCAAUUCUUGCCGGUUUUGUGGUGUUCUCCAUCCUUGGCUACAUGUCCGUCAUUGCCCAGAAGGAUAUCGCAGACAUUGUGAAACCUGGAGUCGGAUUGGCCUUCCUAGCAUAUCCAGAAGUUGCUAGCAAUCUACCAGCAAAACAAAUUUGGUCAUGCCUUUUCUUCCUCAUGAUCACCAUUCUUGGUUUGGACAGUCAGGUAUGCAUGAUGGAAGGUCUGUUUACGGCACUCGAGGAUGCGUUCCCCUUCAUACUUCGGAAGCACAAAAAAGUCUCCCUAGCCAUGACCUGUCUGAUAUUCUUUAUUAUCGGGAUCCCUAUGGUUACAAAUGCCGGCGCUUAUUGGCUACAAUUACUGGACACUUACGGUGCUAGCGGUUAUGCGCUGUUAUUCGUGGUGUUCUUCGAAGUUAUUGGAUUGUCAUGGGGUUUCGGAGCUGAGCGAAUCCGAGCGGCACUUAAAGAAAUGGUUGGCAUCAAGCUAAGCUAUCCAUGGAUUAUUAUAUGGAAGUACGCCGCACCAGCUACCAGUGCAAUACUGUUCUUCUUCUGUGUCAUCUAUUAUCGCCCCGUAAAAUAUCCAACCGGUGAAGAUUAUCCCCUAUGGGCCAACGUAUUCGGAUUCUUCUUGUCAUCAUGUUCAAUGGUUGUCAUACCUGGCUAUGCCCUCUAUUACUUGUUAUUCACCAAUAAGCAUUUAACAAUUAAAGAGAGGUUCUUCAAAGGCAUAAGAGCACCAGAUAUCAUAGAAACUGGCAGGCCACCGGUUGCAAAUGUCGAGGAGCUGCGGUUCCUGAACAACGAGAAGAAUUAG
Molecule: messenger RNA, 933 nt
Organism: Cooperia oncophora
Lineage: Eukaryota; Metazoa; Nematoda; Chromadorea; Rhabditida; Trichostrongylidae
Source: the annotation of a GenBank genome assembly